AUGUCAACUCAAGAAUGUCCUUUUUCACGUUUCUGUGUAUCUGAAUAUUGUACAUUAACACACCCAUCUCCAUUUUUAGAUCUUUUACCACCAACUCCAGAAGAUCCCAGAAUCACUACUUCUCCUUAUCGACUUAGAAACUGGUUACGUAUUAAAGCUGUUAUACCUUUAAUUAAAACAGUUUCAGAUUUGUCAAUUUAUUUAUCUUCUUUAUUGACAUCAGCUUCUUUUUUUUCAAAAGGAACGCUUUCAGUGAUAACCCUCCACGCCUUUGAAAAUUUAACACCAGAAGAAGUGAAAUCCUUUGAGGAAGAGAUUUUACCGACAAUCACUGAACUCGUUUUAGGCUCAGAAAAUGUGUUACACCCACCACCCGUGAUUAUGAACACUAAUGCACUCCAACUGUUAACAAGAAGACAAUGCGCAUCAUUUUUGGCUUGUGGUUUUCUUGGAUUAUUCUCUACAACACUCAGAAAGAACUAUAGAAACCACCCCGAUGUAACUGGCUUUGUGAGUAUGUUUACUUCAAGUGAUCAAGUCAGCCUAACUCGAUUAAGGUGUUUUAUUGGGUACUUUCAUGUAAUUCACAAUAACAUGAAGAAUCAACAUUUCAUGAGAGAGCUUGUGACAUUCAAUCGAGUAGAUUCACCCCCAUUUGAUGUUAAACGACUCUUACAAGCAAAGAUUAAAUUCAGUGGAAUUAGUGUGAAUGACGAGAUGGGCAUCAUGGACUUCCCAGAAACUACAUUAAAGGCCGAUUUUGCGAAUAAAUAUCUUGGUGGCGGUGUCUUGAGAGGAGGGAACGUUCAAGAAGAGAUCAUGUUUAUGGAGUGUCCAGAGAUGAUUUGUGGUUUAUUCAUUAAUACUGUGAUGGAUGACUUUACCACAAUUCGGAUAUCUGGUGCUAUCAGAUACACCCAAAUAGUUGGGUAUGGUGGGAGAAUUGAAUUUAAAAAAAUCUUUGAAGAGCAAGUGAAGCAAAACAUAGUAGCUUUGGAUGCACUUGUAUUUGGAAGAGACAAAGAGGCUCAAUUUAAGAGCGACUCUAUUCAACGAGAAAUGACUAAAAUCUAUUCUGCGGUACACAGUGCAUAUGAAGAUAACUUAUCUGACUUUGUCACUGGGAAAUGGGGAUGUGGUGUUUUUGGUGGAGAUGUUAUUCUCAAGUUCUUGUUACAAAGCGUUGUGUGCUGUUACUGCAAAAGAAAAAUGACGUUCACAACUUUCCACGACAAAAAGACUUUUGAGGAGAUCAAUGAGUUCUUGCACAAACUCGAAAAGGAUCCCCCAGAACUUGGAAACUUUGUUGAGUGGAUUUUUUGGUAUAUUAAUACUAAACAAGAAUGGAGAACUGUACUCAAAGACGAGACAUUGCCCUCAGGCUCUAAGCCAUUUAAAGCUUCGACAAAUGAUCAAUGCAUAAUUGCUUGA
Entamoeba invadens IP1 is the source of this 1431-nucleotide messenger RNA. Its product is annotated as poly ADP-ribose glycohydrolase, putative. The record is from RefSeq and is a predicted model, not a curated record. Bases 1 to 1431 code for a protein of 476 amino acids. Gene Ontology annotation, cellular component: nucleus; cytoplasm. The transcript has a single exon. Gene Ontology annotation, biological process: ATP generation from poly-ADP-D-ribose; carbohydrate metabolic process; regulation of DNA repair. Gene Ontology annotation, molecular function: poly(ADP-ribose) glycohydrolase activity. NCBI's taxonomy places the organism in Eukaryota, Evosea, Mastigamoebida, Endamoebidae.